AUGAAUAAUAACAAUAAUAUAGACUCAGAUAUACCGAAAUUGGCAGAUAUAAACAAGAAAAGCACAAAAAAUAUAUCUCUUUCUACUCAGGGGUCACCUGAGUGCUACAGUCAUGGCAGCUCUAAUCACACUACACAUAAUACAGAGGGCCAUCACCAGCACCACCAUCACCACCAUACUCAUGAGGUACCGAUUGACUCUGGAAAUAAUUUGUCAAAAACUGACAUUGAAAAUGGAGGAACUUUAAAAGUACUGUCAAAUACAAGUGUUGAUGCUGGAACUACUAUGAAGUCUCCAGUGCAAAUAGCUAUCCCAAGCAAUGUUUUAAGACAUUUUAAAAACCAAAAUAAAGAUAUAUCAACCCUAUCGUUAUCAUCGAUACCAAAUGAAAAAAAUUAUGAGUUUAAUGCUAGAAUUAAUGCUGAGGAUGGUGAUUCUGAGGUAAGCAUAGCUCGAUUUAGUUGGGAGGGAGUCACUACAGAUGAUGAUAUGAAUGAUGAUGAGUUACUGUUACAAGAUGAUGAUACUAUUCAAGAAAAAGAACAAUUCAAAACACAGCCACAACCAAUACUUUCAUCGUUAUCUAGAUCGGAGGAUAGACCAGGGUACCCUAAUGGUUUGAAAUUAUCACCUUCUUCAUACGUCGUUUCUGAUACAGAAAGAUCAAACAAAAAUACAUCGACGAGAAUUAAUUCUGGCUUAGGAAAAAAAAAUAAAAUCGUACAACAGAAAUUAGUCUAUUCAGAUAAUGAAGCUUCAAUACCUCCACUCUCUGAAUCUAUUACUAAAGACAAAACAAGAAAUAUCUUAUUGGAUCGAAAACAUCCUUCUUCUCCAUUAUCAUAUACUAGUACUAGGAAACAAGCUUCAUUGCCAUUAACUACUGAUUUAAGGAAUUCCAACAAGAAGUAUUCCACAGUAGAUUUGGAGUCAAAGCCAAUAUCACCAUUAGAUUAUAAAAAAGAACGAAUUUUGCCAUCUACUAAUGUAGCAAAUAUUGAUAUUCCAACUAAAAAUCAUCACCAUCAUCAUCACCAUCAUCAUCAUCAAUUAGUGACCACUGACAAUGAAAUAAGGAAAACUUCUUCUAGCUUAAAUUUCUCAGGUAAUGAUAUAAACAAAAACGUUUCUAUUUCAUCUACAAAAUGUAAUGAAAUUACAAAAAAUCUACUACUUUUGAAAACUUCAGAAAGCAAAAAGCCUCCUUUACUUUCUCGUGAAUUACAUGAAAGGAAAAAAAGUCCUUCACCUCAAUUAUCUGGAAAACCCCCAAUCUCAACCUCAACCUCUCCCGUUACAAAAUCUUUAUCGACUUUUUUAGGUAAUCCCGCUACGUUAUCCAAUAAUUCAAAUAAUCCUUCAACAACUUCAUUUACAACUAUUCUUCCCAAUUCGAAUGUACCGAAUAAUGCCAAGUCUCCAACUAAUACUUCUUCCAUAAACACUUCAAAUUCCAAGAUGAACUCAUCAUCGAAUUCAAGAAAGGAAGUAAAAGAAAUAAUCCUACUAAAGACUGAAACUUUUCUAGUAUACAACACGGGCAAGCAUCUUCAUAAUUAUAAUAGAAUUCCCAUUAUCAGUGAAAAUUCAUUUGAUAUGAAACCUUCCAAAAUCUUAAAACCUUCGUUUUAUAAAGCUUUAAUAGAAGAAAAAAAAUUAGACAAGGCUUAUUCCAUCUUAGAUUAUAAACAUUCUUCUCAUCCAGAUUCCACCAUGGUAACUACCAAUGAUUGCUAUAAAAAAUGUAAAGUAAAUAAAUUAAAAGAAGAAGAACUUUAUCUAUCUUCUAGUUCAAAUAGUACUGAUGAUAGUAAUGAAAAAUUAAUUCCAAAAGUUGUAAAUAAAAACUCCAUUAUUGGGCCUGAUGAAUUUCGAUUAAUUAAUAGAAUAUCAAAUAGAAUUUAUAACAUAUUGGAAGAUGAAAAAGAGAAUAUUCCACAACCUAAAUCAUCAACAGGUACUUUUAGUCAUAUAUAUGGCAAGCCAAUUGCAGUGAUUGGUGAAGGUUCAUAUGGUGUUUUGAAAUUAUGUUCAAGACCAGCUACUGAGAAAGAUGAUUAUGGUAGCUAUAGUAGAACUUAUAAUGAUGGUAAAAAUGUAUACUUUGCUAUAAAAGAAUUUGCAAGACCUAAAUUAUAUAGUAGUAAAAAAUUCAGCACUAAAAUCACAUCUGAAUUUAUUAUUGGUCAUUCUUUAAAUGAAUUUUCUCAAAGAAGUAAAAAAACUUCUUUUUAUCCAAAUAUUUUUAAUUUAUUAGUAACCGACAAGACUUUUAUUGAGGUCAUGGAAUUUUGUGCUGCAGGAGACCUUUUCACUUUAAUGAAUAAUAAAUUGAAAAAUAAUAAAGUGUUUCAUCCCCUAGAAGCAGAUUGUAUCUUUAAACAAAUAUUAUAUGCCAUUAAAUAUAUGCAUGAUCAUUGUGUAGCACAUUGUGAUAUAAAGCCUGAAAAUAUUCUAUUGCAUAAAGAUGGGCUAGUUAAAGUUUGUGAUUUUGGUGUCAGCCAAGUUUUCCAAACUGGAUGGGAAAAGAACCCACAUUAUCAAAAAGGUGCCCGUGGAUCUGAGCCGUACGUAGCACCUGAAGAGUUUAUCAAAGAUCAUAAAUAUGAUCCUAAAUUAUCAGAUUGUUGGAGUUGUGGUAUCAUCUAUUGUAAUCUUUUGAUGAUUGAUGAGCCAUUAUGGAAAGUAGCUAUAGCUUCUAAAGAUCCUAUUUUUAAAGAUUAUUGCCAUCAAAUCGUUCAUACUAAAAAAUUUCAAUUAAUUGAAACUAAGUUUAAACAUAUUAACGCAGAGCAUAAUGAGAAUCAAAAACAAACAAUUUAUGGCAUUUUAAGAUGGGAACCUGAGAAAAGAUUAACAGUUACUCAAGUAUUAGAGACACAUUGGAUGAGACAUACGAUUUGUUGUGUAGACUAUUUACAUCGACGUGAACAUACUAACCAUUAA
This is a messenger RNA of Henningerozyma blattae CBS 6284, 2946 nucleotides long. RefSeq lists its product as uncharacterized. Bases 1 to 2946 code for a protein of 981 amino acids. The record is from RefSeq and is a predicted model, not a curated record. Gene Ontology annotation, molecular function: protein serine/threonine kinase activity; ATP binding. Gene Ontology annotation, biological process: intracellular signal transduction; protein phosphorylation; intracellular monoatomic cation homeostasis. Lineage: Eukaryota; Fungi; Ascomycota; Saccharomycetes; Saccharomycetales; Saccharomycetaceae. The transcript has a single exon.